Molecule: messenger RNA, 10907 nt
Organism: Pocillopora meandrina
Lineage: Eukaryota; Metazoa; Cnidaria; Anthozoa; Scleractinia; Pocilloporidae
Source: the annotation of a GenBank genome assembly
GGCGAAGAAGAUUGUUUUCAAAAUGGAACUUGCUGUGUGAUCAUCGGCAAGCUAAUUUUCUUGAUAAAUUUCUACUUGCCAGGACUUAGUUUUGCGAAAUCAAUAAUGAGCGACGAUGAAUCAAAUAUUUUCAAAGCUGAAGAAGUCAUCAAGUUUUUAGAAAAUGGAGGUAAGCGAAUGUCUAAUAUCACAUUUUUAUUGGUAUGUAAUUUAAAGUGUUAAUUUUUAUCUUAACAUCAGCUGAGUUUUGUUUCUAGAUCCGAAAGUCGAGACUUCCCUAGCAGUUGAAAGGAUUGAAAGUGUUGCUCAUAGCGAUGGUCUUCCACCUGAUCAACUUGUGAAUUUAGUCAAGAUAGCCACUAGUGGAAAAUAUGGUUAGUCAGAAUGAUCUGAAUCAGCUGGCUUGGAAUAAUUUGUUUACAUUUUCUUGUAAAGAAGAUAUUAUUUGCGUUUGUGUUGUAGUCUAUAAAUAAUAUUUUCAUCUUUCAAGGAAUUAUUUAACCUAGUUGGAUUUGAAUUUCCAAAUCAUCUGAAAAAUUGUUCCAGAUGAUUUACUUUAAUCCCCAAACAAAGCCAGCAGAAUACAGAUCAGACUUCUUCAAAGUAAUUUUUGAGAAAUCUGAGGUGAAUGGUAUAAUUGUUAUUACUUGUUAUCAUAUUACUUUACCACUGAAAGAAUACCUGAUCGUGCAGUAUCAAUAUUUUAAAUCCAUUUAAUUACUAGUUGAUAAUAACAAAAAUACUAUCAUGAUGAUUGGUUAAUAAUUUAUACCUAUUACAAAUCAAAGAUAUGAAUAAGAAAAAUAAAUCUGAAAAAAAAAAAUUUUUUGUUGAUGAUUUUAAGUUCUUACUUAGUAUUUAAUUUGUUUCAGAUGAUAGUAUUUCUUCAAGACUUGUCAGAUCCUUGAUUCCACAGAAAUCAGUUCCUAGUAUAACAGUCGUGAUCAUAGCCUCAAGGAUUUGUAAUAUCCAUCUAUCUAUGAGGAUAAAGGUACCAAAGAAAUAUGUACAUUUUAUGAUAAUAAAGUAACAAUUACAGUAAAUCCAUGCUUUAAUGGUGUAAACUAACGCUAAAAAAAUCAGCUUUAAAAAUUUGUUACCAUGGCUAAUUUACAAUAUUAACUCAGUUGGUAAAACCAAAUUAUCUUGUAUUUGACACUCCACCAACAGAUCACCACAGUUUCUUUAGAAACUUACUCUCUCUAUUCAAUUGACAGUUUGAUGAACAAAAAUUGGUUUUUAGGUGAUUUUGUAGUUUCUAACCUUUUUUAUGAAUAACUAGUAAUGUAUGCAUUAUUCUGACCUAUCUUUUAGAUUAUAGACUGUUAAAAUACCACUUAAUAUGCUAUUUAGUGGACAUUAUUUUUGAGCCCAGUCUUUACAAGUAUUUGUCCUCUAGAGUUUGUUAGUUCGAUGGAUUAUACUCAUCUUUAACUUCAUUGAUGAUCUGAAAGAUGUGCAUUCUCUCUAUGGAAUCUUCUUCCUCCUUUUGGAAAGUGAAACUUUGGUAAGCUUCACAGAAUUCUUGUACAAUAUAGUGCUAAACUGAUUAGUUUAUAACAGCUCAUUUGGCCGAUUUUCUGUCCUGUUCUGUAUUAUGAAGAGUUCUCUCUCUUCUCACUUGGGCUGCUCAGUUGUUAGAUAUAUCCUUGCCAUAGACUUAGGGCAGGUUCUCUUCAAAGAAUUUGGCAUCAUAGUUGCGUUUUGAUAGAAAGUUUACUUAGGUCCAGUCAGUAUUUGAUGGCAAGAACAUUUUGGCUAGGAAUAGCCUUUCAGCUGAAAUUUGAAUGGUAAAUACUUUCUUUUAGUAUGUUUUGAAAAUAUAAAUCAGUAAUGCAGAAUUUGAAAAAAAUGAUGAGUAAAAUAAUUUUUAAAUAUAAAUUUUGGUGUUUGAGGCAAAGCUAAAAUGUACCUGAUUCUUGCAUUCUCUGAUUUUGUUUCUUGAUGAAACUUAUUAAAAAUUUAUUAAAUUAAAAUGGACUUGUUUUCAGUGUCCUCACUUAUGCCAUCUCUUGUAUUAUCUGACAAGAAAGGAAGAUGGUAAGAUAUGGAAGAUAAAACUUAAUAUGAAUAUUAUGUUUAGAAAGUAGAUUUCUGUAGAAGUCUUUCCUGUUUUGAUGAAAUGCAAUACUUAAAUUUGUCUUGGUGUACAGAGUGAAAUAUCUGGCUUACUAUGACCAGAAUUGCAAGCAUUUAUUUUAAUCUUCAUAACAAAAUUGUUCAAGUAGAUCAAGAUAAUUUUGCCCACCUUUUACUCUAGUCUCAUGUUGAUAUUCAUCGUCUCAACACAUGUUUCACUGGAAAAUACACUUCUUAAGUUAUACAAACUGUAUACUGAUUCUUGAGUAUGUUGAUGAGACAUUUUCCCACUCUAGCGUGCUUUUUUGUGAAAAUUGUCAAUGAGAACAGUGAGAAAUAGAUUUUUGAAGUUCUCACCAUGAAUGUAAAGAAUCAAAAUAAUUGUUUGUUACAGUGGCUGCAUGAAAGGAAUUAUAGCUGUCUAUGGCCAUUAAGUCUUGUUUUUGGAGAAUAAAAUGUGUGAUAAUUUAAUACAUAUUAAACUAAUCUUUCUUAAUCUGUUUUAUUAGUAAAAAGAAAAUUACAUGAUGGCAUAAGGAAUGAAGAUACAAACUUUAAAUUCUCAUUUUUAAGAUCAGCAUUUUACUAACCCGCUGCCCUUGUUCCUAAAUAAUUGUUUUACACACUAAACAUAACUCAUUUCAGUAUCAUCUUUUUAAUCUAUCAAUGUCUUGAUUAGUGAAGAAUUUUAGGAUCAGAAAACUGCUGGAUCUACAAAAUCACAGGGUGAGUUUUUCAGCAUGGCAUAUCUGUAAUAAUAUAUAAAGUUUUUGUCAUAUAUUUGUGAAAUAACUGUGGUAUAUAUGAUAUUCUAUCCUCAGAUUUGAGAAUAUUAUGCUAAAUCAAACGACAUCCCUCAGUCAAUAUUUUUAUUACUUCUCAUUGCCUUCCUAGACUAAUCUGCUCAAAAGUGUAUUAAAAUAUUUCAUGGAGGAAUUCGUAAUGACUACUCUUCAGAGUAAAAAAGGUUAACAAUACAAUGAAAUUAAUUAUUCCUUACCAGCACAAAGACCUCAUAGCUGAUGUCAAAAUAUUAAAAGAACUGUUUUUGUUUCUUGUAUUCAGGGAGUGAAGCCUUAUCAGUCUGCCUUACUUUCUGUUUACAAGAUACAUUGUCAAAACCUUUUCACCAUGACAGCAACAGCUUCAACUAAGGUAUAUUUGGUUGAUUUAUAGAAGUUCUAAAGUUUACAUGUAUUUGCCCCUGUAAAGUACUUUUUAGGUGAGGGUUUUGUCUCACAAUUUUUCACACAUGACAACAAGAUGAUUGCCCACAAUUCAUGUUUAGAACACUCCUACACUCAUGCUUAUGGAAUUCACUGCAUUGUCCCGAAUUCUUUUCAUAGAGAUUAUGGUUCAAGGAAACCGAUGAAUCCUGGAAAGAGGCAAUCAAGAAAGUUCAGGUACCUAGUGAAAUGUUAAAAACCUUUAUUUGAAAAUAAAAUCGAAAGUUUUCAAUCCCAGAUUACGGACAAACAGACUGAUCACUCUUUUCAUUCGUUAAGCACCACAAACGCAUACGUAUUAAAGUAAUCUAUGUUUCCAGAUCAAAAACUAAAUGUGUUUGCUGAAGAAGCUAACUUCUUUGUUUUAGUGCUAACUAGCACCUGUUUGCUCCUUUUCCUUCACAGCUCAAAUAUAAUGCAAGAAAACCAGUGGAAAGUUUUUUUCUUCCAGUGAGGACAUCUAAGCGUGCUUCGGUGAGUAAAGUACCUCCCCCCCCUCCCCCCCGCCACAUAAACUGAAAACUUUACGGCCACUUGUACUGUGGAGUGCAACCUCAACCCCUACCCUCCUCCCCCCCCCCAAAAAAAAAAAAGCAGGAAUGCAAUGUAGCGCCCUUACUGAAUCAUAUCUUCGUCAGUUUUCAACAGAUCACUAUUGCUAAUUUAAAGAGCUCUUCCCAACAGUUUUAAUGAUGUUCUAAUAAUGAUGUUAAUCCAUGUCAAAAGUUGAAAACAAAAAAAAAAACGUGGAAUGUACUGUUUCUUGUUCACAUCAUUAUUACUAACAUUGAAACCUUGACUGUUGCAAACAAAAAGACUCACUCUAUACUUGUUAUCAUUCUCCGUGUGUCUUUUUUUUCAGUAUUUCUUCUGGUUUUUCUUUUCGUAAGAGAAAACUUCCGACCAAUGAAAACUGAAUCUUCCUACUUUAUUCCUGUAAAAAUUUCGCGAUUUGUACUUUCAGGUGACAAAGAGACGAAAACUUCCCGGAAACAUAAUUCCCGAACUACAGACUACCAAGAUAAAUGAAAAGAAAACUUCCAUCGAGCAGCUCUUUUCCUUUAAGGAUCUACUUGCAAACAUUGAAAAUAUAGAGGUAAACGAUUCACAUUUAAAAGUCAAAUAAAUGCCACUGUCACCUCUGGUUUUGUAAAGACCUCGCGGCGUGCAAAUCCUCUCGCUACCCUAACAUAAACUCGCCUCUGCUGCAACCGAUACCAGUUUUUCGAAACCUGUUCUUUCAAUUUUGUUAAUAAUGGUAAUUGAACUUAGUGGAGUACAAUUUGGGCGGAAAUCAUAAGCGUGAUUUCAAAAUCGAACGAGCGCGCAGCGCGGGUUUGAUUUGAAAUCACAAGUAUGAUUUCAGACCAAAAUUGCACGACACAAGGUUCAAUUACCACUUUAUUACAUCCAUUUUGAAAUCGCCCAAACACAAUACUUGGUCAGUUCAAAUAUUUUAUUGAUGCAGUACUGAGCCAGUCUGAAACUAAAUUCAUCCAUUUUUGGAGGGGAAAAGUAAGAGUUUUGGAAACAAAAGUUGAAAAAUUUGCCACAUGACACUCUCUGUCUUUCAGUUUCCAGAGAUUUGAUCAGUUACUUUAAACGAGCCUUAAAAUCUGAUUGGUUGUUUUGUUUUUUGUGUAACCUCCACAUUGGCUGGGAAAAAGAUGCGAUUGAAAGGAAAAAUUGGUGCCAUUUGUGAAUAAAUUGCAUCAAUUAGAGCCAAUCAGAUUACAGGGACCACCAGUGAUUUCAAAAUGGGUGUAAUAGAUACUGAAAGCUGAUGCCCUCGAGCACGGAUUUUAGUAUUUACAUAAAGAGGACAAAAACUGAAUUUUAGUUUAUUCAUUGCAUCUUUGCGCGCCUUUGUGCAAAUCUUCCCUUUCCACAUUAUAUAUAAUUUAAUUCAUGAAGAAUCUUAUGUUAUUUUGUUUUGAUGCCAGUUUCCGAGUCAGGUAGCCUCAGUGAUCAACUCGCCGUUCCUGCAGCACGUUUUGAGCUGUAAUCCAGACUUUGUCGUGUUACAAAGAUUCAACUUUUGGGUCAAUCAUACUUUGUGUGAAGGUAAUUUGACAAAGUACUUGUAAAACUACACGAAAGAAGUAUGAUACAAAAAAAUUAUUAUCGUUCUGUUGAGAAGUAGCAGAAUUAAAAACUUAGAAGAAUUUUAAUAAAGGGCUAUCGGGGACUGUUGUGUAUGAUACCUACGCCUCAGUCACGCGCAGACAAUCGGCUCGUGCCCUGAAAAAGCACCGGAGAGACUUAAGCCUUGGGACUGACUUCAUUGCUGGCUGUAGAAGGAACAUGGAAAUACAGUACCAAAGUGGAAAAUCGAAGAGUGAAAGGAUGUGAUUCAAAAUGUUUUUCUCGGCCGAAAUAGCAGUGAUGACGGAAACAAUUAGAAAAAGAUUUCUAAGAAAAGAUGAUCUGGACAGAUGUAGCCUAAUAACAUUUUUCAAAAAUGUUUACAAAUGAAAGAAGAGUCGUGAAAGCUUGAAACCGUUCUAACAGUAGCCAGUGAGAUUCCAGAAUUUGUAUAUCGCACGAGAAAUGCGUGUUUCUUAGUCAUUUUUUUUAACACUUCACCUGGCAAACUAGGAUUAGAAGUGAAUACCAAUACUUAUAUUUUGAAUAAUGAAAUUAUAUUUUCCACAGAGUUACUUAACAGUUCAACGUCAAAAUCUGAUUCUUAUACCUGGAUGUUGUUGCAGCAUUUAAACCACUUCACAGGCUUCCUCCAAGUAAGUUAUAUAAAAGAUUGAAAUUUAUAUUUUAGUUGUGAUGAUUCUGUCCUUCGACUGGAAACGGCGAUGUCUGGUUCGUUAGAUAUUUAUUGUAUAUAUUUUUUUAGAUAUUUAUCCCCCACGUUGUAGAUUUUACGGAGGCAAUGUUUUCUUUUCUCUAGGAAUCUGUCCCGGCUGUGGAGGCUUUCUUAGUUCGAUUCCUUUUUACAUGGAACGGACUGGAUUUCAGACCAUUGAUUCUUCAACUCAUAACUCAUCUUAGUAUGUGGCCGUUUCAACGUGAGUCGAACGUUCGUUGCACUGUCUGGGUAAUGUGAUCGCUUAGUUAACGUUUUCAAAUUAUUUAAUCAAUCAGGGUGAAAAGCUCACCUGCGACUAUUCCAGCGCUUUACCGCUGACAGUUGAACAUAUGUCAGAUGAUAUGGUUUCCUUCCGUUGUCACCUUGACACUCGUGCAGCCAGCUUUGUCGAAGCUUUGAGUGCUUAAGAAAUUCUUAGUUUAUGCAAUAAAGAUGUAUCUGUAAAUACUAAUUAGGAUGUUAUAUUUUCAGGUUUGAAUGAUUUAGUUCUUGAACCGCUUAGAAAACUUUUCUUUUCAUCACCAAUUUACGUGAAGGUAAGAAAUUCAGAAAGGUUUGUCGUUCCUCUUUUCUUUCUUGACUUAGUCUCUCCAGAUUAUAUUUAGAAUUAACUUGUGGUCUGUUUCUUUUUAGUGUCAAGUUAUUUAUUGCUUUACUGAACUGCUGAGAAAUUUCUUAGCGGUUGAGUUACCGCGGCAACAAGAAUUACUUCAAGAGGAGCGUUCCCAAAGAGCACGUGAUCUGGCUAAGUAGGUUUGACGUUUGAAAUCUAUGGGAGUGGCCUGAGUACUAAUGACAUUAAAACAAUCAAACCAGACGCGUUCUUAGCCAUUCUUGAGGCUGUCACGCGACGCAGCCUUGAAAGAAGAGCGUUUCGUGACAUCCUAAAGAUUGGAUGCGAAAGAGAUUACGGACAGUUGCUCGAUCAGAUUGUGCAGCCUAGUGCAUAGCUCUCUGUUUUGACCAUGGGCACAACUAAGCUGACUUAAGUGCACAAAUUAGCGGUUCAUUGGGCGCUGAUCUCUUGACCAUUUUCUAUUCUUCUCUUCAGUGUCUCGUUGUUUGUUGAAGACGAAGUUGAGGCUUUUGAUCCUCUGAAGACCAUUUAUGAUUUCAUACAGUUUGUGGAUAGGGUUUGUGUUGUGGGUUUACAGGUGAGUGAAACGACUCCAUGCGACGGUGAUUUGAGAUUGCUUUCAAACGGAACAAGCGUGAGACAAACCCAUCGCGUCACAUGCCGAACUUAAGGGUUUGCAUUCUCUUGAAACAUUUGCUUCUUCGUUUGCUUCUUUUUAAGGUCGAAAAAGACCAUGCGCUGCUGCAGCAUUGGGUUUUAAACUUCUUUGAACUGGUAAGUUGUCAGUUGGUCUGUUUAAGAAAGUGAUUAGUAUUUGUUAACCACUCAACCUUGGAAGUCGGAACAUGGUCGGGGUAGUCGACUCUUUGGCUGGCGUCGGGGGGGGGAAGGGUCAGAGCCCAAGUUCGAGUCCCGCUCUUUCCAGCAGCCGGAUGUAAAGUCUCUAACUCAACUUCUCGAACACCGAUCGUAUUUUGUUAACCUUGUUUCAUUUUUUCAGGUUUCAACUUCCCAUCAACAGUUUUCUUUGCCAUUUGUCCUUAUUCCUUCCUCUGGGAUCAUCUACAGAAUGUUGUUUUCUAGCAAUUCCAUGGCUUUGUCAAGAUUGUGUCAAAUCAUUGUCAAGUAAGAGUAAAUAUUUGCCAAUGUAGUCUCUUUAACGAUUAUCUUCACCUCGUCCAUUUCAUUACUUUGUGUGGAAAGUUUUACUGAUAAACAUCCAACUUCAUGGCUGUGUUCACGCUGAACACACUUCUAACUAACUUUAUUAGCAUCUAUGAAAGGAUAUUUUGUGGCUCAAUCGUCCUCUGAGUGCAACAUUAUUCUCAGAGUAUAUUCAAGCAAAUGCUUAGGAAAAAAAACUUGACGUUUGGAAAUCCAGGGAUUGCAAUUUUCACAUAAAUUCACUGAUUUAUUGACACUUAAACCUUUCAGCUUCAAGAAGGAGUUUGAAUCUUUGAAGAUAACACAAGGAGAGUCUCAGGUAAUGGAAGGAAAUUAAAAGUUAAUCACGAUGAUGCUUAGCUUGCAGACUAUGCCACAAUACUCCUAUUUGUCUUCAAAAUUGUGGAAAAGCGUUAUCUCAGAUUAAAUUCCUUCUUAUUUUUGUCUCUCAGGUUUCUCCUUUAGGAUUCCCCGAUGGAUUUCAAAGCAUCCAGAGAUUUAACCAGUAUAUCUUAGAUAUCUGUGACAGUUUGUGGAGAAACAAAGCUUUUAUAGACAGAGACAAAUCAUUUUGUUUCAGCAUGCCAAGGUAAAGUUGUAACAUCCCACACUCGCUGAAUAUCUUACCACUACUGACAUACAUAGGACGAUUUUCGUACGCGAAAGAAGGAGACAUUUCGUUCACGCGCAGAGAUAGUGAGGCGUUAUAUAGUUUUGUAGUCUCGUUCCCCUAUGCAAACGUACGUUUGGGAAUUUGGAUUUGGAUUUGAACAUAACCUCCUGUAACCCUUCCGUUGGCCAAUGGGUAACGAUAGCAUCGGCGACGAAUUAGAUAAACUGAACCUUUUGUUAAUUUUCUAGUAAUGCUUUAAAAGGCACCUUUGAUAAACAAGUCAUUCAUUAGCAUAGGAGAUCAGUCUUUACACGGGAUUAAUUAACGGUGAACUAGAGAUUUGAAUGGUUAGUUUUGAGGAUUCAUUAUGUACCCUGGGAUGAUCGACCAUAAUUUGUUUUCUCAUCAGCUCGGUGACAGACUCCCUCGAUGUGCGUCAUAUGAACGAGUUGUUCUCAAUCCACCAUCAUAUAUCUUUGGCAGGGGAGGCCUGGAAAUUUCUUCAUCAGGUUAGCUUGCUGGAAAUGAGUCGUUUUCUUAAACGUAGAAGUUAUAUACAGCAUGAUAGAAAUCACAAAAUAAAAGUGUGGUAAAAUAGAAAAAACACUAAAAAUGAUGAGAAUAAAUUAAUUAAUUAAUUACAAGGAAGAUAAAAGAUGGAGAAGUGAACACUGAACUUGAAAUAUUGAGACUAACUUCUUCGAGAUUGACCAUUCGCCACUUGAUUUCUCCGAUACAGAAUAAUGGUGAUACCAAACGCAACAGAAGGGCACCAACAUCUGAUUUUUUUAUCCACGAUAAACAUUUUCCUCUCCAUAGUAGCUUUCCUCAGCAAUAUUAAAAUCAUUAUUGCCCUCAGAAAGGAAACCUCUCUUCAUCUGCCAUCGUUGUUUGGCAAAAACUGAUCUUUACGUAGGUCUUGUUGGCCAGCUACUGGCUGUUACAGUUUGGAUGUCAAUCCUUGUUCACGGAAUGCUUGAUUCGAGGAGUGUUCAUCAGUACGUAGAUACCGCAAGUUUUGUGACAAGCAUUUUGCUGUGUGCAAUGUCGGCUCUGUUAACUUUAAGUGCCAUAGGAGUGAAUAGAUUUCUCGCCUUGACUUUGUGGCUGAGAUACAGACAAAUUGCGACCUUGAAGCGAACAUACCGGCGCGGAUGCUUAAAUCUCAAGCAGACAUUUCGGCAUCGUUUUAACAUUACCUUCUGUAUGCUUCCUUCCAGACUCAGCCGACCGGGAUGAAGCUCACGCCAAGUCUUAUCAAGGUAAAUUUUGCAGUUGUCAGUGACGUGUUUCGUUCGUUCUCUUGUUGGAUGCAAUUUAUUUUUAUUCCAUAUCGUUUUUGUCAAAAGCGUUAUUAGCUAUCGCGCAAUUUAAAAGACCUUUUUAUUAAGGCAUUGAUUCCAAAAUUUUCACGUCUCACGAGGUAAACUUAAUGAUUUUAUAAAAUCAACAACUCAUAUAAUUUCUAUUUUCUGGCACUCAGUCUCCAAUAUAUUUUUGACAAAAUUGGAAAGGUUUAUUUGUCAAAAAAGUGACGGGUUUUUUGUGGGUGGCAGACUGAAGAACUUUUAAACUUGUUUGGGAAAAAAAACCGCGAAAAAAAAUUCUCUAGACUUGCCUCAUGAGGUUGGUUACUUUCCCCGAACUUUGAGCAUCACAACCCUUUUAUUUCCAUAGGGACGCUCUAGACGUGCUUACAUGGAGUUUUUGAGGCAGAGAAGCUUUGGUGGGAUUCUGGUAUUUUUGAAAACAUUUAUUAGACCACGUUCAUGAUAUCAGCUCGCAGAGUGACGACGGUAGUGAAGACUACAAAUACUCCAGUUUCAACGGCCCUUUUAAAAGCUGCGUGACUUCAAACAGAAACAGAAGCCAAAGAGAGUUCACAAUUACAUCGAAGGAGAGUUUUUCUUUACUCUUUUACUCCUGACAUAUCUUCUUUGAGUAUUGUUGAGAAAACGAUUUGAAACUAUAUAAGAGGUGACAGACGUCAAACAUGAAAUAGAAGUGUUUUGGAACCGGAAUAAGCCUUAUGAGUCUUCAUGAAGGACUAUAUACCGCAGCUUAUGUGCCUUACAAGUUUAAAUAUUCAUGAUUGCGCCUAUUAUCAUGUAAUGUAUUUUUAAGAACAAAAACGUUCGAGGUAAUACACACUGCCAAGUCUGCCUAUGAGACAUUGUGAAAAAAAGUUUUAUUGUUCAUUAUUUUUGGAUUCUUAUACCUCUCAUAAUUGUAUUUAACUGUACCGAUAUCAGCAUCUUGUAAACUAGGUAUGGCUAAUCUUUAACAAUAACAAACAAGCAAACUGAUCAUUGAAAAUGUGCUAUUCAAGGUUCCGAAGGAUGUCUAAUUUCAGAUUUCAAACAGGCCAAAACCAUAAAAUGUUCAAUUGAUCAGACCAUCUCCAAACUUUUCAUUGCAAUUUGC